Molecule: messenger RNA, 1017 nt
Organism: Jaculus jaculus (lesser Egyptian jerboa)
Lineage: Eukaryota; Metazoa; Chordata; Mammalia; Rodentia; Dipodidae
Gene: Abhd1
Product: abhydrolase domain containing 1
Biological process (GO): medium-chain fatty acid biosynthetic process; medium-chain fatty acid catabolic process
Molecular function (GO): acetylesterase activity; monoacylglycerol lipase activity
Source: RefSeq, a predicted model, not a curated record
AUGUUCAAGAAUCCCAACCAGCUGAGAAGGUCUCAUCUGGUGGGCGGGCCAUUUCUGUCCUUGGAGCGACACUGUCCAGCCACUGUAGACUUUCUACCCCACUCUGUGGUGUUUGAGGGACAGCUGCAGACCAUCUUCCAUCUCCUCCUGCAGUUUCAGCCCUUAGUCCCUUACUAGAGUGAAGUUCUGUGAACCCCAGAUGGAAGCUAGCUCUUGCAAGACUAGGCUGAACAGCCCAACAGCAGUCACUAACCUGAUCUUACCACCCAGACCGUAUUACUCCUUCCAGACAUCAGUGGAAAUAGCCAGGAGACAUACAUCUUACACCUGGUUGACCAAACUUUGAGGGAUGAGCUUCCCUCCCAACCCAAUGAUACUGUUUGCUCACAGACCCAUAGAGCCUACUGUGCCAGGAACACAGAUCUAGAAACAGUUGUGAACCACUUUAGGUACCAUUAGUUCCAGGCUUCAUUAUUGGCUGUGAGCAUCUCUUUUGGAGGGGUACUGGCACAAACUGGGAAGGCUGGGGGAUUGACAGCAGGACUAUCCACAUGUUCAUAUUCUACUGAGACUACCAACUCCCUAGAGACACCCCCCCCCAACUUGCUGCUCUUCAAUCAGCCCCUCACUGCUGGGCUCUACAGAUAUGCCUGGAAAAUCCACCAGUUUGAUGAGUGCUAUAUGGUCUUUGAGUAUAAUGACUGUGUUGCCUUUUAACAAGCAUUGAGCCCAAGAACCAAGGUAGAUGCCAUCCAGACACCUGUGCUCUGCCUCAAUGCAGAUGACCCCUUCUCCCCAUCCAUGGUGACCUUCCCCUUGCAGGCUGCCCAGCACUCUCCUUAUGUGGCGCUGCUCAUUACAGCUCAGGGUAGCCACAAUGGCUUUCUGGAAGGGUAGCUGCCAUGGAAACACUGUUACAUGUACCAUGUCCUACAUCAGCAUGACCAAGUCAUCUUCCACCCCCCAUCGGAGCUGCUUGACCUCACAGCACAUUCACCUGGGGAUGGAAAGAGCUGA